CUCAGGACUUUUAUAUCACGGCCUCGAUUAGCCUGAGGGACUAGGCUUGUCUGCGCAUUUGCAUCUUUGAAGGAGAUUACUCAUUAGAUAGAACUAGAUACAGCGAGAAGCAGUAUUUUCUUUGCUUUAUUUUGGACAUUUGUAGCUGAAUCCACAACUGGAAGAUCGUCUGUCUUUUCGGGACUGCUGGGGUUGUAGAAAUGGUCGACUAAUGACAUAUUGAGGAAAAAAAAUGAAGAGUUCGUUGAAGCGUUGGGAGUUUUUGCUUCUCUCCUUGUAUGCCUUUGCAUUCUACAUUGUUAUCAUCUGUCGAUCUCUGCAACUCUCUCAUGAACAUUUUCGGAGGCUAUCCGGUUUGCGGCGUGGAUGGAUCACAUAUCGGCUGAAUGAUCUUUCUGAUGCUCAAUGGAGAAACUUCCGUGGAAACUUACCUGUUCUUACUGUUGUUAUGGCGAUUUUCACCAUGGUUGCAAAUACUUUGAAGAUGAAGUGUUCUUUAAAAGAGAGGGGGAUGUCAAUCAUUUGGUUAUUUAUUUCCUUGUGCUAUUUGUCAUAUUUACAUGGAGCUUGCAUAAUAUUCAUCCUAUCAAUCGCUUCAGUUAACUUUCUUCUGGUAAAGAUAUUUGCACAAUAUAAGUAUUUCUUAUUUGUCCUGUGGAGUUUCAACAUAUCUUUUCUUUUGUGCAACCGUAUCUAUGAAGGAUAUCCAUUCUUCAUCUUUGGGCGAAGAUGGGCUUUUCUAGACAACUACCGCGGGACAUUUAGAUGGCACAUUUGCUUCAACUUUGUUGUUUUGCGGAUGAUAAGUUUUGGAUAUGAUUAUUACAGGGCAUGUCGAGAUUAUCAUUUUGAUGAAGAGAAACACAUUCAACGUUGCCAUAUUUGUUCUUCAGGAAAGGCAUGCUACUUUCUUUUACAGGAACGAAGACUUCCUAUCAAAAAAUUCUCAUUUUCUGUAUACAUGUGUUAUUUGGUGUAUGCACCCCUUUACAUAGCUGGGCCAAUUAUAAGCUUCAAUGCAUUCGCUUCACAGUUAGAUAUGCCGCAGAAAAAUGUCUCUGUUGGACAAAUGGCUUGGUAUGGGCUCCGAUGGGUCCUAAGCCUUUUCCUCAUGGAAGUAAUGACACAUUUCUUUUAUUAUAAUGCAUUUUCCAUCAGUGGCCUGUGGAAACAGUUAUCUCCUUUGGAGGUGUUCAUUAUUGGAUAUGGGGUUCUAAACUUCAUGUGGCUCAAGUUUUUCCUGAUCUGGCGGUACUUCAGGUUUUGGUCACUGACUGCAGGCAUUGAAGCUCCUGAGAAUAUGCCUAAAUGCAUUAACAAUUGCUAUGAUUUGGAAAGCUUUUGGAAAAAUUGGCAUGCUUCUUUCAACAAGUGGCUUGUAAGGUAUAUGUACAUUCCUCUUGGGGGUUCACAGAAAAAGCUACUGAAUGUGUGGAUUAUAUUCACAUUUGUAGCACUAUGGCAUGAUUUAGAGUGGAAACUUAUUUCUUGGGCAUGGUUAACAUGCUUGUUUUUUAUCCCUGAAAUUGUGGUGAAAUCUGCCGCUAAUGCAUAUCAGGUUAAGAAUGCUUUUGGAGAAUUUGUUCAUCGUGAACUUCGUGCAAUUUCUGGUGCCAUUACUAUUACAUGCCUCAUGGUUGCCAACCUUGUUGGUUAUGUUAUUGGACCAUCAGGCAUCAAUUGGUUAGUUUCUCGAUUCCUUCAGAAGGAUGGAUGGCCUGUUCUUGGUGGCAUGUUUAUUACAUUUUAUGUUGGAACCAAGCUUAUGUUUCACAUCCAUGAAGCAAGGCAUAAGCGGUAGUGUAUUUAGUGGUCUAUCUUUCAUAGAGAUGCAUCAGGAGAGACUGAUGAAUGUUACGUUGUGGAUGAAAGUAUCAGAAGUCUUGAGGUUCUGCAACUGUUAAAUCAUCUGUUCUGGACUUCCAGUAUACACAAGUAUUUAUUAAAUCAUGGCAGUUCAUUUUUUUUAUCCAUAUCGUCUUGCAACUAGUUGCACUUAACAUAACAGAAUGUUGGAAUGGGAUUCAUGUAGCAGACCUCAUAUUGGCCGUGUCAAGGCCUAGAUGAUUGUGAUGACCAAGUUGCAACUAGUUCAAUAGAAUGGUUAAUGGAUAAAAUCUCUCUUAUCUUUAGCAUUUGGAGAUCCUUGCAAUUGUUACUCAUUUACCAAUUUGUAGCUUUGACUAAUCGUAAAUCAUAAAUCAUGCGUACAACAUUAUUUCA
Molecule: messenger RNA, 2223 nt
Organism: Nelumbo nucifera (sacred lotus)
Lineage: Eukaryota; Viridiplantae; Streptophyta; Magnoliopsida; Proteales; Nelumbonaceae
Product: MBOAT (membrane bound O-acyl transferase) family protein
Cellular component (GO): endoplasmic reticulum
Molecular function (GO): acyltransferase activity
Source: RefSeq, a predicted model, not a curated record